AUGCUUGCAUCCAAAAGAAUUUUAAGGUACAUUAAAUCAACAAUUGACCUCAACAUUUUCUACUGGAAAGGGUGCAAAGACGAGUUAGUAGCUUACACAAACAUCGAUUAUGCUGGCGAUAUAGAUGAUCGAAAAAGUACCUCAGGCUAUGUAUUCAUGUUAAGUGAUGGAGCUGUUGCAUGGGCAUUCAAUAAGCAGCCAAUGGUUACUCUUUCUACAACUGAGGCCGAAUACGUAGCACUUGUAUCAUGUGCUUUCCAGUUUAUUUGGAUGCAACACAUUCUAAAACAAAUUAAAGGUAUUCAAUCUGAUUAUGUUACAACGUUUAACGACAAUUCUUCUACCAUUAAGCUUGCCAAGAAUCUAGUUUUUUAUAGGAGAAGUAAACACAAAAGUGUGAGGUUUCAUUUUCUAAGAAAUCUAAUUAAGGAUGGAGUUACCAAUAUGGAGUUUGUGGAACAAAUGAUUAGCUUGCAGGUAUCAUGA
Molecule: messenger RNA, 486 nt
Organism: Vicia villosa (hairy vetch)
Lineage: Eukaryota; Viridiplantae; Streptophyta; Magnoliopsida; Fabales; Fabaceae
Product: secreted RxLR effector protein 161-like
Exons: 1
Coding region: 1-486 (161 amino acids)
Source: RefSeq, a predicted model, not a curated record